AUGCCUGUAGCACCAGUCGACGAUAAAGAGACCCAGCUUUACUAUGAGGAUUCUGGGGCACCUCCAGGGUCGGAACCAUACAUAACGCUUGUGCUGGUUCAUGGAUUGAUCUUUCACGGAGGUAUCUUCAAACCCAUGUUCCAGUAUGCCCCCGAACAUAAUAUGCGCCUGGUCGCGAUAAACUUGCGUGACUAUCCAGGCUCCACGCCCUUCUCACCAUCAGAACUCGAUGCAUUGCGCUCUGACAAAGCAGACCAAGCAACAUUCAUCAGUGACCGAGGGAUGGAAUUGGCCAGGUUCCUGGAAUGGUUCAUUCUGGAGCAUGAUCUACCUCCCAAGGCUUUGUCGCACAAGUCCGAGGCGGCUGGGGGUUUAUCGAUACUCGGGUGGUCGUUGGGGAACUGCCCCAUCAUGUCUAUGCUUGCAUCCGCUCAUGCGCUUCCGGAAGCGACCCGGAAACUGCUAGACAUGCAUCUGCGAUCCUUCAUUGUCUACGAUCCGCCGCUGUACACGUUUGGAAUCUCUGAUGUGUACGACGAUUUGUAUAUUCCAACCCGUGAUAAGUCUAUUCCCCCGGAAGGUGCAGCGGAAGCAUUCUCCUUCUGGGUGUCUGGCUAUUACCGCCACACCCCCACCGUGCUGUCUUCGUUCAAUUCCCUCACCCGCGAGGAAAUUCUCGCCGGUAUCAACAAUUCACCGAUAGACGAUUCGCCCAAGUACCAACCUACGCUAAAGACCAUGUCUCCCGUUGAGAUCGCUGCCGUUACAGACUGGGCAGGUGCCCAACGGUCUCACGUAGCGAUGCUGGAUGUCGACAGUACCGUAUACCAGGAGAACGCACAGCGUGCUCUACUCGACAAAACUGUUUGGCCUGGGCUACGCGUCGUGCUUGUCUGGUGUACGAUGUCCGUGGGCGCGACAGUUUACGGUUCAUGGGAUCUGGCGAGGAGGGUUCGUCAUGCAUGGCCCCCUGGCGCUCGUGAGGUCGAUGUGAAGAGGCUAGAUGGUGUGAACCACUUCCUCAGAGUUUUCAACAUACAUACCAUCAGCACACUACAAUACCUUAAGAGCCCUAAUCACAUCCCAGACGAUAGGACGGCUCGUGUGCUCGAGAAAUGCGAAGUGCCGCUCCAGGAACAGAGGAGGCGUAGUGACAAACCUUCGUCGUAUCGUGUGCUUGAGAAGACCAAGAUCGGUGUCUUGCUGCCACAAUACAGCUAA
This is a messenger RNA of Postia placenta MAD-698-R-SB12, 1221 nucleotides long. RefSeq lists its product as hypothetical. NCBI's taxonomy places the organism in Eukaryota, Fungi, Basidiomycota, Agaricomycetes, Polyporales, Adustoporiaceae. The coding region runs from base 1 to 1221 and encodes 406 amino acids. The record is from RefSeq and is a predicted model, not a curated record. The transcript is spliced from 4 exons.